AUGUCGUCAAUCGAAUCACCACCGAGCUAUCCAGGCGAAGUCUUCUUCAAUGAAAAGUGCCCCAAAUCCACCGCCUAUCACUUCACUCUCGAAAGAUGCAGGGAAUGCGUCAAACUCGAAAGCGGACGCUACGCCUCAACCGGCAUCCUCGACGAGCUGAACAUCGCGAUCACCAUUCCCUCCCACCACACCUGGCCCCAAGUUCGCGAGCAAGUGUGGUCUCGCUUCCAAUCAGGAUGGCCGGCAAUUCUGGGCAAGGCAGACCUAGAGGACUUUGCAAUGGGCAUCAACAUGCAGUACCUCGCCCAAGACGGAAGAAUCAGAGGUCGGGUGGAGCUUCUGACAAGUGAUGAGGAUGGGCUCUGGGACCUCUGCAGGCGUGGGGGUAUCAAUGUCGUCAGAUUCCGCGCACACUGUGCUCCGAGGGAGGGUGUGGCUGCUGGGCAGAUCAAGGGGAAAUGUGACAGCUGGUUUGAGGAGGUCACGCGUGAGGAUGUGGAAGAAGACAUUCGUGAGAAGCCGACUAAGAAGGGUAUGGGCAAGGGCAAGGGCAAGAGCAGCGUCAAGCAUCGCUGCAUUUUGCAAUGA
This is a messenger RNA of Aureobasidium pullulans EXF-150, 588 nucleotides long. RefSeq lists its product as uncharacterized. The coding region runs from base 1 to 588 and encodes 195 amino acids. Lineage: Eukaryota; Fungi; Ascomycota; Dothideomycetes; Dothideales; Saccotheciaceae. The record is from RefSeq and is a predicted model, not a curated record. The transcript has a single exon.